GCCGGGCUUAAAAUGUGGGGCAUGGAAUUCAGGUGCCAAGAGAGAGAGAGAGAGCCAAGAGUUGGCCGGUUCCUUCAGCCAGCAGGAGAAGGAAAAGCCCAGCUCCGCGCCAUGGAAAGCCACGAGCAGCACCGGCGGACGCCUCAAAGCCCUCGCGGUCCCCACGAGCUUUAUUUCAAGACCCUUGCUAAGCAAAAACAAAAGGAAGUAAUGGAGAAGAAUGGAAACAACCGGAAACUUCGGGUUUGUGUUGCUACGUGUAACAGAGCUGAUUAUUCAAAAUUGGCCCCAAUCAUGUUUGGCCUUAAAGCAGAAGCACAGUUCUUUGAACUGGAUAUUGUGGUUCUGGGCUCUCAUCUGAUUGAUGACUAUGGGCUGAAAGGUAGUCCUCACUUAAUGGCCACAAUAGUAAGAGGAGAAGAUGAAGCAGCUAUGGUGGAAUCCGUUGGUCUUGCCUUAGUCAAGUUGCCCGAUGUGCUCAAUCGCCUGAAACCUGACAUAAUGAUAGUCCACGGAGAUCGGUUUGAUGCUUUAGCACUAGCUACCUCUGCUGCCUUAAUGAACAUUCGAAUCCUUCACAUUGAAGGUGGAGAAGUCAGCGGGACCAUAGAUGACUCCAUCAGGCAUGCCAUUACCAAGCUGGCUCAUUACCAUGUGUGUUGCACAAGAAGUGCAGAACAGCAUUUGAUCUCUAUGUGUGAAGACCACGAUCGCAUCCUUCUAGCAGGAUGCCCUUCGUAUGAUAAGCUGCUGUCCGCCAAAAAUAAGGAUUAUAUGAGCAUUAUUCGGAUGUGGUUAGGUGAGGGCGUGAAGCCAAAAGAGUAUAUAAUCGCUUUACAGCAUCCUGUGACCACAGACAUUAAACAUUCUGUAAAGAUGUUUGAACUGACUUUGGAUGCCCUCAUCUCUUUUAACAAGAGGACUUUGAUUUUAUUCCCAAAUAUUGAUGCAGGGAGCAAAGAAAUGGUUCGGGUAAUGAGGAAGAAAGGGAUUGAGCAUCACCCAAAUUUCCGUGCGGUAAAAAAUGUUCCCUUUGAUCAGUUCAUCCAGCUAUUGGCUCAUGCAGGUUGCAUGAUUGGAAACAGCAGCUGUGGUGUACGAGAAGUUGGGGCAUUUGGAACCCCUGUCAUCAAUCUUGGAACCCGUCAGAUAGGGAGAGAAACAGGAGAGAAUGUCCUUCACGUGCGAGAUGCUGAUUCCCAAGACAAGAUACUUCAAGCUUUGCACAUCCAGUUUGGGAAACAAUACCCUUGUUCAAAAAUAUAUGGCGAUGGAAAUGCUGUUCCAAGAAUUCUGAAGUUCCUUAAAUCUAUUGACCUUGAGGAACCCCUUCAAAAGAAAUUCUGCUUCCCUACUGUGAAAGAAAGCAUUUCCCAAGAUAUUGAUCAUAUCUUAGAAACCCAGAGUGCACUGGCAGUGGAUCUGGGUGGAACAAAUCUCCGAGUAGCAAUUGUCAGCAUGAAGGGUGAAAUUGUUAAGAAAUACAUACAACUGAACCCUAAAACUUAUGAGGAUAGAAUAGAAUUGAUCCUUAAGAUGUGUAUAGAAGCUGCCUCAGAAGCAGUAGACCUGAAUUGCAGAAUUCUGGGCGUAGGCAUAUCUACAGGUGGAAGAGUAGAUCCCCAAGAAGGUGUUGUUCUUCACUCCACAAAACUUAUUCAGGAGUGGAAUGCGAUUGACUUGCGGACACCAAUAUCAGACGCCCUGCAUUUGCCAGUCUGGGUGGAUAAUGAUGGCAAUUGUGCGGCUUUAGCAGAAAGAAAAUUUGGACAUGGGAAAGGAGUGGAAGACUUUAUAACCGUUAUCACUGGCACAGGUAUCGGUGGUGGAAUCAUUCAUCAAAAUGAAUUAAUUCACGGUAGUUCCUUCUGUGCUGCUGAGCUUGGGCACAUUGUGGUAGCAAUGGAUGGACCACAGUGCCUGUGUGGGAACCAUGGCUGCAUAGAAGCGUAUGCUUCUGGAACAGCCUUGCAGAGAGAAGCUAAGAAAUUACAUGAUGAUGAUUCAUUAUUGAUUGGAGAUAUGUCUAUGAAAAAAGAAGAGAUAAUAACUGCUGCACACCUUAUUCAGGCAGCUAAACUAGGAAACACAAAAGCUGACAAUAUUGUUAGAACAGGUAAAACAUACAAACCUAAGACUGAAAUCUUCAUUAGAAUGUUGGCUAGUGGUAAAUAUUGCUACUGUGGCCUCAUCCUUGUUUGCUUCUGUUAUAAAACAAUACCAAAAAUAGGCCUUCUCCUUCUCCUGAUAAUCAUUUUAACUUUCCUUUGGAAAUGCAAAGAGAGAGGAAAAAAUAGACCAGGCAAGAUAAGGAGGGAUAGAUGUGAAAAAAAUAUAGUUAGAAGUGCAGAGAAUCACCUUAAAUGCAAUUGUGCAAAGCUUUGAUAGGUUAUUUAAUGUGCUAGUGGUUCAGAAUCACCCUGUUAAAGUUGCUCUUUGUAGCCCUGCUUGCACUUCUACAUUUGAAACUAAAUUGACUGUUUUGCUUCACUUGUUUCUAAAGUUUGUUCUAGCAGUUGCAAUUGUUUAACAGAUGAACAAAACUUUUUCUAGUAGUUUGGGAUGACAGUUGAGGCUUCGGGGUAACACCAGGGGUGGGAUUCUACCUGGUCGGUCCAGUUCUAUAGAACCGGUUGUUAUGAUUCUACCCA
This is a messenger RNA of Notechis scutatus (mainland tiger snake), 2651 nucleotides long. The record is from RefSeq and is a predicted model, not a curated record. NCBI's taxonomy places the organism in Eukaryota, Metazoa, Chordata, Lepidosauria, Squamata, Elapidae.